This is a messenger RNA of Mesorhabditis belari, 546 nucleotides long. NCBI's taxonomy places the organism in Eukaryota, Metazoa, Nematoda, Chromadorea, Rhabditida, Rhabditidae. The record is from the annotation of a GenBank genome assembly.
AUGAUCGAAACAAUGGAAGGAUUGACGGCAAAUACCCAUUUGUUGGUCGAUCGGAAAGAGUUUGCUCCGGUAAAAACCUAUCCAACAAGAUUGGCCUUCAAUCCGUUUAUGAUGUUUCCUCGCAGCAGAAGCCCUUUGAUGAGAAUGUUACCGCUGAUUUUGAUGGCUGGAAUUACGGCAACUUUGAUUAAUAAGACGAAAAUGGAUAAGUUAGCGAGACAAUACCCGGCACUGAAAAAUCUUCAAAUGGCGCUAUCGUUGGGGAAAAUCCGUUGGAAAAGGUGUGCAAUCUAUUCGUCAGUUUGCCUCUCAGCCCACCGAAUCUCUCUUCAUGAUUUCAAGGAGAAAACAAUGACAACCCGUGGACCAAACAUGACUCAAUAUCUUGGAUUAGCCACAGUGGCUGCUAGUGGAAUCAUUGCCUACAAUUACCUGAAGCCGAAGCAUAUGAACCGUGAUGAGCCCAAUCAAAACUUGUUGAAGCCAUCCUCGCACAGCAUUGACAAAACCUCUCCCGCUUUGGCCGUGGAUCGAGCUGCUCGUGAG